UCACUCACUUACUUGCAUUAUAUGAACACAAAUACGAAUAUAAUACUAUUAUAUUAUGGGUUUAUAGCUUACUUGUACUACUGACUCCCCCACUACUUAAAAUACGGAUGACCUCUUCUGUAUUACUCGAACUACUCGCACGCAGAGAUAAAUGUAUAUGGACGGGCCUAUGUCACUUUUAGUAACGUUAACGAGCUAAGAAGUGUCGGGUCACUAAUAACGAAUAUUUAUUUUUAUAUUUAUUAAUUUAAUACUUAGUUCAUAUAUUUAUGAGAAUUUUUUAGUGAAAUUAUUUGGCACUGGUUUUGUUCAUAUAUAUUUAUAUAUUUUUAUAAGGAAGUAUUUGUCAGGAUGGAGGUCCUCCAUCGUCCUGUAUUUGUUGUUAUCCUCGCUGGUGGAUGGAGAUGUAUAUCCACGUGUAUGAUAUUCGUGUUAUUUUCAUUAUCACUCGUAUCUUGUCAAUUGGAUUUGCCUCCCCUAAGAGAUGAGCGCGUGUCUGCAGACGCUUAUAAUCAGCGUAAUCGGGGAUCUAUAGAUCCCUAUAACCAACGUGACCGUGGAUCGAUAGAUCCUUACAAUCAACGUGAUCGAGGAUCUUCAGAUCCUUACAAUCAACGUGAUCGAGGAUCUUCAGAUCCUUAUAAUCAACGUGAUCGUGGAUCUAUAGAUCCCUAUAAUCAACGUGAUCGAGGAUCUAGAAUAAAUGACUUGGAUUAUAAAAAUGUCCUUGCGCGAUUGGAUUUUCAAGGUGCAGAAAGGUGCAGCAAUAAUGUCGCCGCUCAAUGGAAUUAUGAGACUAAUGUUAAUGAAUACUCGCAACUUCAAGCUUUAGAGGCACAACGAGAUUACGCAGAAUUUCAAAAUGGCGCAUGGCAAUUGAUCAACAAACUAGAUGUCUCCAAUCAACGUGAUCCAGUCCUCCAAAGACGAUUGAGAUAUUUAUCAAUCGUCGGCCCAGCAGCUUUGCCACCCGACCAAUUAGACCGGUAUAACCGACUGAUUAAUGAUAUGCUGGCUAUUUAUAAUUCGGCGACUAUUUGCGCGCACAAUGAUCCAUUUAGAUGUGGAUUAAGACUGUAUCCAGAAAUAUCAAAACUAAUGGCCAAAAGUAGAGACUGGGAUGAAUUACAGUGGGUGUGGGUGGAAUGGCGACGACGAAGCGGCUCGCAAAUCCGUGACCUCUAUAGUCAAUUAGUCUUUUUGAAUAAUGAAGUUGCCAGAUUAAAUAAUUUUACUGACGCAGCAGACUACUGGAUGUUCCCAUACGAGUCGCCGGAUUUCCAGCAAGAAUUAGAUGAAGUGUGGGAAAGUGUCCGACCUCUUUACGAAGAACUUCAUGCAUACGUUAGAAAGAAGCUUCGCGAUCUCUAUGGGCCUGAAAGAAUCGGCGGACAUACUCCACUUCCUGCUCAUAUACUUGGAAAUGUAUGGGGACAAUCUUGGACAAAUCUUCUUGAUAUAACUACUCCUUAUCCUGGAAAAUAUUACAUGGAUGUUACGGAAGAAAUGCAAGCGCAGGGAUACACACCCAUAGAUAUGUUCCGUAUCGGAGAAGAAUUCUAUCUAUCACUAAAUUUGAGUGCAAUGCCCCAGGAAUUCUGGUCGGGAAGUAUACUCGUCGACCCAGGUGACCGGCCAUUAAUUUGUCAACCUUCCGCUUGGGACUUUUGUAACCGCGUAGAUUAUCGAAUAAAAAUGUGCACAAAAGUAACGAUGAAGGAUCUGAUAACUGUCCACCAUGAAAUGGCGCACAUUCAGUACUUCCUACACUACAGCCACUUGCCGCGUGAGUUCAGAGAUGGCGCUAAUCCAGGCUUUCACGAGGCCGUCGGAGAGGCUGUCGCUCUGAGCGUUGGAUCGCCGCGUCAUCUCCAAACCCUUGGACUGGCGAACAAAUACAUCGAUGAGCCGGCGGCAGAUGUAAAUUAUCUGUUUUCGUUGGCGAUGGAAAAAUUGCCUUUGCUACCAUUCAGCAUCGCCGUUGAUCGUUGGCGGUAUGACGUCUUCCGUGGAAUCGUCAAUCGCGAGGAGUACAAUUGUCAUUGGCACAGAAUGAUGGAGCUCUAUGCGGGAAUAAAACCUCCCGUUUUACGAUCGGAAGAUGAUUUCGACCCUGGCUCGAAGUAUCAUAUUCCUGCCAAUGUUCCCUACGUUCGAAACUUUGUGGCUGGGGUACUACAGUUUCAACUAUAUCGAGGUCUAUGCCAAGCCGCAGGCCAACGAUACACCAAUGAUCCACGUCGGCCGCUGCAUAAAUGCGAUUUUUAUAGAAGCCCAGAUGCUGGACGCGUUUUAGCGAGAUUGAUGGAGAAAGGAUCCUCAAGACCGUGGCAGGACACACUCCAAGAGGCGAUCGGUGAAUUCAGAUUGGACGGUGACGCACUCAGAGAAUUUUUCAGGCCAUUGGAGGAUUGGCUGAGAACGGAAAAUCUAAGGAACGGUGAAAUUGUCGGUUGGUCUUACGACGGCGACUACUGCAAACGGAGCAUCGAAACAGCCGGUCUUCAAGUCUAUGGAGCUGGAUUUUAUAAUAGUGCUUUCUCUGUUUAUCAAUAUUCGAGUUUCGUUAUAACUCUGCUAUUAAUUAUUGUGACAGCCGUUUUUUAAAUUCCCAAUUUAUAAAUUUAUUUAUUACUUAAGUUAUUUUAUUUAAAAUAAAAUUUUAAAAAAUCUAAAUAAUUAUUUGUUUGAAUUUUUACUACAGGCUUACUUCGAUGGAAAAAUAUUUUUUUAAAUUUUAAUUUUGUAUGGUGAAAUUUUGAGAAAUUUUCUCCGUGGAAAAUAAUAGGCAAAAAAAAAAAUUAAAUGAUUUAAAAUGCAAAUAAAUCAGACCGCGAGAUAUAAUAAGUAUAUUUUGAAAUCAACGCACAUAUAAGAACGCGGAAAGAGAAAUAAAUGAUCCUAUACGCUACAUAUAAAUAAAUACACAAAUAUAUACAUAUAUACAUAUAUAUAUGUAUAUAAUCAGUUGUCCAUCACAUCACGUUAGUCAUAAUAAAAAGUCUAUAGAGACUUAAUUUCGAGAUUGAAUAUCUCGAUAACAUUCUCUCUUCUACAAUGCGCACAUCAAUUACACUAGCAACGAAACAAAUAUAUAAAUAUAUAUAAGAAAUAUAUGUAAGUGAUUCAAAUAUUUCUCAAAAAUUUUUAUUUAUUUUGUGUAAAGAAUUUUAAAUAGAAUUUUAUGUUUUUUUUUUACUGUAACAAGAUGGCGAAAAAAUCUAUUGUGCGCAUGCGCAUAAGGAGGGGGAAAACCCGAAGAUACCCGAAGUAAAUUUCUGUGCUACUGCGAUCAUAGACAAAACUCUAAUAGUAAAUUUUUAUGUUUUUCAGCAAAAACUUUGAUUCCAUUUUCAAAAAAUUUUUGAAAAAGUUCAAUUUUUUUUUCCAAUUCAAAAUAAAUUUAUCUGAAUAAUUUUGAAAUUUAAAUAUAUAAAUAUCAAAUUAUCUGGUAUAUUUUUUUUUUAGCUUAUUUUGUAUUCGUUCAAAAAUAAAAAAAAUUUUUUGAAAAAAAAAAAAAAAAAAAAAAAAUAAAAAAGAAAAAAAAAAGAAAAGUCUCCGCAAAAACGUGACAAACAAUGAAUCUAAUGCCCUAUAGAGUCUGGCUUUCACCGAUUAGCCGACGUUAAAAGGAAGUAAAAAAAAAAAAAACCAAAUAGAUAAAGUAUAAUAUAAGUAAAUAUAUAAGGGAGUUAUAGAGAAACGGAAUUCGGUGUAAGUAUAAAAAAAAUUAAAUUGAAUUUUAAAAAAACGCAGUAUAAUAGACACUAAUGAGGCGAUGAUACGCUAGAUCUUAUUUGUAAUUCUCCUGGUAACUGUUUUAGUUGUAAAUUGGUUGAGAUACUUGACGUUAAAUUGUUUGUAGACGUCUCCUGACUGUGACACCUUCUGGGAAAUAGCAAUUAUGAGCCUUUCACAUAAUGUGAUGUAAUGGAGAUUAAAAGACACGUUGGGCGCCAGAUGAAUUUCAUUUUUUAUUGUUAGUAUUUAUGAGUGCGCCGGUCGUUUAAAUUUAACGGAUACUUUUUUCGGUGAUUAAUUAUCGCAGUUAAUGGUUUAUUUGGGUAUUCAAUAAAUUUUAAUUGGCUGAAAGUGAUCAUAAAAGGUAUUUAAUUAUGACAUUGUAAUGCUGAUUGAUCAAGAGUAAAUUGCAUUUAAUUAUUAAAUUGAGAUUAAGGUAUUACUCAUGUGAAAUUUUAUUAAUCAUCAUAAUUAUUCAUAAUACUAUAAUUUGACU
Molecule: messenger RNA, 4237 nt
Organism: Microplitis demolitor
Lineage: Eukaryota; Metazoa; Arthropoda; Insecta; Hymenoptera; Braconidae
Gene: Ance-3
Product: angiotensin-converting enzyme
Exons: 13
Coding region: 352-2607 (751 amino acids)
Biological process (GO): symbiont-mediated transformation of host cell; proteolysis
Cellular component (GO): plasma membrane
Molecular function (GO): metallopeptidase activity; peptidyl-dipeptidase activity
Source: RefSeq, a predicted model, not a curated record